AUGCUCACGAAUGGUGUCCAAUCAAAUGUCCUUCGUUCUGAAUCUUCAACCGUCGAUGCCAUAUGCCGCAACGUGGUAUAUUCCAUAACGCUUCUUAGCAAACGACAGCUUCUGGAUCUCGUCGACAUUGACAAGUGUAAAGACUACACAUUCUUGGGAGAAGAUGUGUUGGCGUCGGCAGGACGAGGGGACCACUAUUGCUACAAGAAGGUUGCACCUGUGCUCUGCGAAACCAAAUACUCUCCCAGCAAAACAGUGCCCAACUGUGAACAUAUCAAGUCGAAGUUUGUAUCCAUAUUGAAUUCAUGUAUGCAGGAGACUGAUUCUGAUCUGAGUGAAUGCAACUGCUCGGGGAUCAACUAUGAAACCCUGACUAUUACUGACCCGCUAGUGUUUUGCAAACUGAGCUUUGUUUUACAACGGGAUGGGGUGCAAAUUUCCUUCAAGAACAACGAGCUGGAUGAUUGCAAGUCUAUGGCUGAUAGCUACAACCACUGCCAGAGCAUCGGAAAAGCCUUUCAACAUCCGAAAUAUUGCAUAGACGCUGUGCACGAUGAAGCAUACAACAGUUUGUGUAGGAAUAUUAUCCUACCGUUUAUCUUUUCCAUGAUGAAGGACGUUGAUCAGAAUUUAUCUCUCAACUUGUGUAUGAAUUCGGAUGAACUCGUCGAGAAAUUUGUGUUAGCUAAACGGGAUGCCUUGAUGGCCAGUAGUCAAAAGCUCCUAGAUACUAUGGAGUCUGACUUCGCAUUCAAGUUGUGGAAGGUAGAUAUGGAACAGAAGGUUCAGAACUUAAAGUCUGACAUGCAACAAGUCUUCAAGUAUUUCAAUGCUGCGACAAGAUACACAAACAGAUGGUUUGCGUUCUCGUACUACUUCGAUCCUCUGGUGAGAUCUGAGGCCAGUAGGGCGUUGCAACUCUGCGAAAAAAUGCUAAUGCGUGCCAAUGCCAUUUCCACUGAUAUAGAGAGCGUGACGUCUUUCGUCAAGAAGAUAGACCCAUUAUUUCAGCUUUGUGAACAAGUUCAACAAACAUUGAUUCAUUUCAAACAGUUCCACACUUUGGCAACGUUCAGGCGCAUCAGUAGUUUGUUGAAUUCCGUCAGUGAGAUUGUAUCGCAACGCGUGUCUACGAUCGGAUCGUUACUGGAUACGCAUUUGAACAAGCUGCAGAAUUCCGACGAAGAAAGUCGCGUGCACGCAUUAGUUGGAGAGAUGAAGUCCCUUGCCGCGCUUCAUGAAGCACAAAUUAUGUGGUUAAUUCGAGGACGUGGGAAACAGUCAAGUCGUGCGUUCACGCGAUCUGUUGGUUAUCAGCAAACAGCGAAGGAAGCAACCUGA
Molecule: messenger RNA, 1341 nt
Organism: Babesia bigemina
Lineage: Eukaryota; Apicomplexa; Aconoidasida; Piroplasmida; Babesiidae
Exons: 6
Coding region: 1-1341 (446 amino acids)
Source: RefSeq, a predicted model, not a curated record